AUGUACGAAGGGAUUGACAACCUGAAAUCCCUUUACGACCGUGCCGGGAAGACUUUCUCCGGCGGUCCUUCUGCGGCACAGGAUGUGUCGCGUCGUACUGCUCGACCAGACCCAGUACGUCAACCAUCAAUUGGGAGCGGGGCUCCCAAGAAUCCCAGGACGGGGGAUAGCCGCGCCACCGGACGAGGUAACUCGUCCGACGUCCGUUCACGUCGCGGUGGUUCAACAGCUGCUCAACUAGAUAGCGCUGGCCACCGCGAGAGUCCUCUAAUGGAGGUGGAGGAGGAGGAAAGACGCUCUCCACACGAUCAUGUGGAUCGGCGUCUCCAGAUGGUGGACACUGCCUCGAAGCAUCGAGCUGAGUUUGCCUUUGCUCAGCUUGAGAACGAGAGAUCUCUGACAUCUCUUCGUGACGAGCUAAGGGUAGCUCGUGGGAUUGUUGAUCGGUCUCGGGCUGAGAUAACUGCUCUUCAGACCCUUGUUGAUGCCCACCAUCGGGAGCACAAGGCUCUCUGCGAGAUGCUUGAGCGCAAGGGCGUUCUUCAUCGGAAGAAGCAGCGUACUGAUGGUACGGCUUAA
This is a messenger RNA of Peronospora matthiolae, 579 nucleotides long. The record is from the annotation of a GenBank genome assembly. Lineage: Eukaryota; Oomycota; Peronosporomycetes; Peronosporales; Peronosporaceae.